Molecule: messenger RNA, 1664 nt
Organism: Canis lupus familiaris (dog)
Lineage: Eukaryota; Metazoa; Chordata; Mammalia; Carnivora; Canidae
Gene: METTL21C
Product: methyltransferase like 21C
Exons: 5
Coding region: 42-836 (264 amino acids)
Biological process (GO): peptidyl-lysine methylation
Cellular component (GO): cytoplasm; cytosol
Molecular function (GO): protein-lysine N-methyltransferase activity
Source: RefSeq, a predicted model, not a curated record
AGACAUCUCACAUCUCUUCUGCUACGGAAGCGGCUGCAGGUAUGGACGUGUGUCUGAGCCCCGAGCAGCAGCCCGGGCGCCUGCGGGAAGCACCAUGCACCCCAGAUGGCUGCUUGGAGCCGGCAGUGGAGGGGUCUCUCCAGGAGGAUGGCACCGGGGGACACCCAGGAGAUUCUAACGAGAUAGAACCAUCUCUUCAUAGCCUCCAGAAAUUUGUUCCUACAGAUUAUGCCAGCUACACUCAGGAACAAUACCUGUUUGCAGGCACGAAGAUUGUUAUCCAAGAAUCAAUAGAGAGCUACGGAGCCGUGGUGUGGCCAGGGGCUAUGGCUUUGUGUCAGUAUUUGGAGGAACACACAGAAGAACUCAAUCUCCAAGAUGCUAAAAUACUUGAAAUCGGUGCUGGACCAGGCCUUGUGUCCAUCGUGGCCAGUAUUUUAGGGGCUCAAGUCACAGCAACGGAUUUGCCUGAUGUCCUAGGAAACCUUCAGUAUAAUCUUUUGAAGAACACAGUAAAGCGUACGGCACAUCUGCCGGAAGUGAGAGAACUGGUUUGGGGAGAGAGCCUGGAGCAGCACUUCCCCAAGUCAACGUUUCAUUACGACUACGUUCUGGCCUCGGAUGUGGUUUACCACCACUACUUCCUGGACAAGCUGCUCACCACCAUGGUGUACCUUUGUCAGCCAGGCACGGUGUUGCUUUGGGCAAACAAAUUCAGGUUCAGCACCGAUUACGAAUUCUUAGAUAAAUUCAAGCAAGUUUUUGAUACAACACUCUUGGCUGAAUUUCCAGAGUCAUCAGUCAAAGUUUUCAAAGGAAUACUAAAAUGGGAUUAAAUUAAACAAAAUGCCUUUCAAAACAUUCAGUGUCUUUUGAGCAGUGUUGGAAACUGUACUGUCAACAAAAGACUGUGAGAUCGAGAAGGUAGUGCAUACCUAGAAUAAGCAUAGUUUAAUAUUCUGGCAUCUUUCUAAAAUAACCCAUUUAAGAUUAUUUUAGGCCAAUCUAAAUAUCUACAAUGAAUAAUAUGAGAACAUAAAAGUAGCUGUGCUGGUUUCCAAAAACUCUCAAUUGUUCAAUAAACUUUACAUGUAUAAAUUUGUAAACAAGUGGAUUUCCCCCGUUAUUUCCACUGUGAAUUUGUUAACACACGUUUGUCACAGGCUUUUAAAACUGAGGCUGAUAGGAUCCUUCUAUCUGUUUUAUAGAUUUUAGCUGUAGCAAAAGGAAUGGCUACUGAGUGAUGAAACCAGUAACAGGCUUACCAUUGAUUAAAAGUGAAAAAUACGGGAAUGGAACCGGAAUAAGGAAAUGGAUACUGUCUUAGGAACUUCCUGAGAAUCCACUCUAUGGAUACUCUGCUUCUGUGCCAAUGAAUUGGCCGGACCAUUUCAAGUUAGAUGUCUGGAUUGUCUGUUUCCCACACACACAAAUUUACGAUUAGUUUCUAGAAAAGUAGGAAAGAAUCAAAUUUUUGUCCCGAUAAAAGAAGGCUACAAAAAAAAUCUAAAACAAACAUCACGAUUAUAAAAUGUUAAAAGCUUCUUCUCUGAUAAGGGAAAAAAAUUAAAAAUCCAGCUACCACCGUUUCUCAUGCUAGAGGCUUUGGGCAAUGUAGGAAAGCAGAGGAAGAACACGCACAUUUAGAAUGGAAGGGAUGCUAU